AGCAAAUCUGCUGCCUUUCUCACUGCUGAUACAGAUUAUACAGACGCUUGCCUUUUUGAAAUGCCUUUUGUGAAACCUAUGUACACAGUCCUCCACUGUUACUGUACAAAACUAUAUAUUUGAGGAAGGAAUUUGACAAGUGAUUGUUAAUUCGAGAAAUCUUUGGACAAGCACUCACUUAUGUAUUGCUGUAGUGCACAAGAAAGCAAAAUGGACUAUAAGCGGCGCUUUUUGCUUGGCGGGUCCAAGCAAAAAGUGCAGCAACACCAGCAGUAUCAAAUGCCUGAGCUAGGCAGGACCCUGAGCGCACCGCUGGCAUCGACGACCCCCGCAUCCCCUCUGGUCUCCUCAGCUGCUGCGGGCAGCUGCAACCACCCUGUGUCCCACACGACUCCGAUCGCAGACAUCCAGCAGGGAAUCUCCAAAUACCUGGAUGCACUCAACGUGUUUUGCCGUACGAGCACUUUCCUUACAGACCUUUUCAGCAGUGUAUUUAGGAACUCGCACUAUUCUAAGGCAGCUAUGCAACUGAAAGACGUGCAGGAACAUGUCAUGGAAGCAGCGAGUCGACUCACAGCAGCAAUAAAACCAGAAAUAGCAAAAAUGCUGAUGGAACUGAGUGCGGGAGCUGCAAACUUUAAAGAUCAAAAAGAGUUCAGCCUACAAGACAUUGAGGUACUGGGGCGAUGUUUCUUGACGGUGAUGCAGGUCCACUUCCAGUUCCUGUCACAAGCGUUGCAGAAGGUCCAGCCAGUGGCGCACUCUUGCUUUGCUGAAGCUGUGGCACAGGAGAGAAAGAAUGUUAGUGGGGCUGGAGCCUCAAAUGUAAGCCCCACAAAUGAGCUAGAAGAUGCAAUAAGAUCAUGGAGAGGAGCGGCAGAGGCCACAUCUCGACUGCGAGAAAGAGGCUGUGAUGGAUGUUUGGCAGGAAUUGAAGUUCAGCAACUUUUCUGCUCACAGAGUGUGGCAAUCCCUGAACAUCAGCUCAAAGAGCUAAACAUGAAAAUUGACAGUGCUUUGCAGGCUUACAAGGUGGCUUUGGAGAGUCUGGGCCAUUGUGAAUAUGCAAUGAAGGCUGGCUUCCACUUGAACCCAAAAGCUAUUGAAGCGAGUCUUCAGGGCUGUUGCAGUGAAGCUGAAGCCCAGCAAACAGGAAGGAGACAGACUCCACCUCAGCCAAUUCAGUGUGAACUGCCCACUGUACCUGUCCAGAUAGGAUCACAUUUUCUGAAAGGAAUAUCCUUUAAUGAAUCUGCAGCAGAAAACCUGAAGCUGAAAACGCACACAAUGCUGCAGCUGAUUAAGGAAGCAGGGUGCCAUAAUGGACUUACACCACGGGAUGACUCUCCUGUUACUGAAGUCCUGAAUCAGGUUUGCCCUUCCACUUGGCGAGGAGCCUGCAAAACUGCUGUGCAAUUGUUAUUUGGCCAAGCUGGACUGGUGGUUGUGGACACGGCACAGAUUGAAAAUAAAGAAGCGUAUGCUCCUCAGAUAAGUUUAGAAGGAUCCAGAAUUGUGGUGCAAGUUCCAUCAACUUGGUGUCUGAAGGAAGAUCCAGCAACAAUGUCUUUGCUUCAGAGGAGUCUGGAUCCAGAGAAGACUUUGGGACUAGUAGAUGUGCUCUAUACCGCCGUGUUUGACACACACAGGUGGAAGGAAGGAAGGGAGCAAGCUUUGCCGUGUAUUCAGAUCCAGUUACAGCGUGAAAUCUCAGACUUUGGGAAUCAAGUUGACAUGCCAUCUGGAAAUGGAAGCAAAUCUUCAGGUGGUCUGCAAAAGACGUUCUCAAAACUGACUUCACGGUUUACAAAAAAAACUUCCUGCACCAGUACAAGUAAUACUGGAAGUUAUUCAAUCCCCAAUACACCUUCCAAAAAUGUCUUCAUAAGUUCCAACUCAGAGGAGAAAGCUAAAAUGCCCACUAACAUAGAUGCACGGUUACAAAGCAUCUUGAACAUUGGUAAUUUUCCGAGGACCGCGGAUCCGCUGCAGUCGAUUCAGAGCACAAAUAAUCAGCUAGUGAAUGGGUUUCUGGUUGAAAGACGGGACAACUUCUUCAAGCCGGAUGACGGCAAGGAUGACAAAGGUAUGAAUUUACCAACUGACCAAGAAAUGCAGGAUGUUAUCGAUUUCUUGUCUGGUUUUAACAUGGGCAAAUCCCAGCAGGCUUCUCCGAUGGUGAAAAGAAGGAACUCUGUUGCAUCCUCUACAGCAACAGAGCAGAAAUCAGGAACAGUACAACAGCAGCCGCAGUCUGUCUCUCACACACCACUGCAUCCUUCUCAGCAGGGCUUGUCACAGCAACAGCAGUCACAAAAGCAGCAGCAGCAGCAAAUGCAGUAUUACCAACACUUACUUCAACCUAUUGGACCACAGCAACGCGUACCUGCCAAAUGGCUGACUAACUCUUCGCAGCAGCCGGUCCAAGCUGUCGGGGCAGGAUUGUCUCAUAUAAACCAGUGGAACAACCCUGGUUUUUCAGAUUUAAGCUCCGAUUUGUACAGCUUGGGUCUUGUGAGCAGCUAUAUGGACAAUAUGAUGUCAGAGAUGUUAGGACAGAAACCACAAGGACCUAGAAACAACACAUGGCCAAAUCGUGACCAAACUGAUGGAGUGUUUGGGAUGUUGGGAGAAAUUCUGCCUUUUGACCCUGCAGUUGGCUCUGAUCCAGAAUUUGCCCGCUAUGUUGCUGGGGUCAACCAGGCUAUGCAACAAAAACGGCAAGCACAGCACGUCCGUCGCCCGAGCACCACGCGCAGCAACUGGCCCCUCCCUGAUGAUCCUCAUAAAACCUGGCCCUUCCCUGAGUAUUUCACAGAAGGCGAUGUGACAAAUAGCUGGUCUGGUAAUCAAGGAGACUCUGCCAGCUCCAGUGACGAGACCUCCUCAGCUAACGGGGACAGCUUGUUCUCCAUGUUCUCAGGGCCAGACCUUGUUGCUGCUGUAAAGCAGAGAAGAAAACACAGUAGUGGCGAACAGGAACCCAGUACGCUGCCAUCGCCACCUCUGCUCUCUGCAGCAGAUGACCGUAAUCAGGACAAUAAAACCAAAACCUGGCCUCCGAAGGCGCCCUGGCAGCACGCGUCCUCGGUCACCAACACGCUGCCCAGCCAGAGCACCUCCCUGUACCCGCUGAGCGGCCCCGCCGGCCAGUGGGGCGACACCAUGCAGAUCCUCCAGUCACCCGUGUGGGCGGCAGCCAGCGACUGUGCCCCCGCCGCCGCCAUCUCCUCCAACUUCGCCUACGCGCAGCAGCAGCCGUCGCAGCCGCAGGCUCCCCAGCACAAACAGAUGAAUAAGGGCUUUAAAUCUUUCCCAGUAAAGCACGAACGCAGACCGUCUUACCUGCAUCAGUACUAA
This is a messenger RNA of Charadrius vociferus (killdeer), 3360 nucleotides long. It is a transcript of the gene GARRE1, whose product is annotated as KIAA0355 ortholog. The record is from RefSeq and is a predicted model, not a curated record. Gene Ontology annotation, biological process: Rac protein signal transduction. The coding region runs from base 181 to 3360 and encodes 1059 amino acids. NCBI's taxonomy places the organism in Eukaryota, Metazoa, Chordata, Aves, Charadriiformes, Charadriidae. Gene Ontology annotation, molecular function: CCR4-NOT complex binding. The transcript is spliced from 13 exons.